Telopea speciosissima is the source of this 795-nucleotide messenger RNA. Its product is annotated as UDP-glucosyltransferase 29-like. The record is from RefSeq and is a predicted model, not a curated record. Lineage: Eukaryota; Viridiplantae; Streptophyta; Magnoliopsida; Proteales; Proteaceae. The transcript is spliced from 2 exons. Bases 1 to 795 code for a protein of 264 amino acids.
AUGAAGCCAGGCGUGGAAUUCCCCUUUCAAGCCAUCUAUCUCCAUGAGCACGAAGAAGUAAAGAUUUCAGAGAUUAUACACUCCUCUUCUAAUGGCAUCAGGGACAUGGACUGGGUUCAACAGUCUAUGAACCGGUCUUGGAGUUUCAUCUUGAUCAAGACAUUCCGAGAGAUUGAAGCUAAAUACAUAGAUUACACAUCUUCCUUACUAGGGAAGGAGUUUAUACCUAUGGGCCCUCUCGUUCAAGAACCGCUCGAUCACGACGAUGACCACUUUCACAUAACAAUCGAGUGGCUGAAAGAGAAGGAUCGGUCUUCAGUCAUUUUUGUUUCAUUUGGGAGUGAAUACUUCUUCUCAAAGGAGGAAAUGGAAGAGAUGGCUCAAGGGCUUGACCUUGGUGGGAUGGAUUUCAUAUGGGUGGUGAGAUUCCCUCCAGGUAUUCAAAAGAGUCUUAGUAAAGCUCUGCCUCAAUGGUUCCUAGACAGAGUGGUUGAUGGAGAGAAGGGGUUGGUGGUUGAGGGUUGGGCCCCACAGGUUGUUGGUGGAUCGGAGCUUGGUGUAGGGGUGGAGGUGAAAAGAUCAAGUGGUGGAGAUGGAAAGUUUCAGGGAGAGGAGGUGGCGAAGGGGAUUAGAGAGGUGGUGGAUGGGAGGAAUGGGGAAGAAGUGAAGAGGAGAGUUGAGGAAAUGAGGGAGAAGAUGACAAAUAUGGGAGAGAUGGAAAUGGAUGCAGUGGCAAAGAGGUUGGUGCAGCUUUGUAGGAGCAAUUAUAUAGAGGAUGGAUUGUUGUUAUCUUAA